This is a messenger RNA of Recurvomyces mirabilis, 2106 nucleotides long. RefSeq lists its product as uncharacterized. Lineage: Eukaryota; Fungi; Ascomycota; Dothideomycetes; Mycosphaerellales; Teratosphaeriaceae. The record is from RefSeq and is a predicted model, not a curated record. The transcript has a single exon. Bases 1 to 2106 code for a protein of 701 amino acids.
AUGGACAAAAUCAUGGCAAGCGCAAAUGACUCCGUAUCGCCUCUGGAAGGCGGUACGGCGAGUACACCUUCCAAGUCCCGAUCACUAUCAGACCCUCCUGCUCAAGCACCACUCCAACCAUCACCAACAUUCCGCGAACGAGCCCGGCAGGGUAGUAAAGACGACCAUGCCGUACCCACGACUCCCGCCAGCAAGCUCUCACUGUCUGGCAUUCGUCGUCCCGACUUCCUCGCUCGAGGUUUGAGCCUACAGAUGCCGGCUAGGCUUGAUAUGCCCUCACCCGCACACUUCCAACGACCCGCUGUACCACUCAGCCCAAAGCUGGACGAGAAGGAUAUAUACAUGCAGAGCGAGAAGUUGAAUGCUAGUCCUGCUACGAGCUUACCGCGACAUUCACGUGGUUUGGAUUUCUCGAGAGCCAGCACGAAUUUGCAUCAUUCGACCGUGGCUGAGGUGAAUAGUCCGGACUCUUCUCCUGUCAUCACUCAUAAAGGAGUCCCGAUUCCGCUGAGGAAGAGGAGUAUGAGUAGUAUGAUGCUGGACUCGCCGGGAGUAAGUGGACUGGGUAGUGCACCGUGGAGUUCACUCGCGCUUGGACGAAGCACAGUCAGCAGUUCAGUUGGAAGCGUUAACAUGAUGGCAUCGGAAAGUGAGAGCUCGGACAGUGAUGGAGACGCGAGUAUGGGGGGCGAGGACCAGGAAGAUAGUAUCUUCACAACACCGCAGGUGCAUAAGAUCCAGAACCCAACGGCGCCUACACCUUUUACUGGUCCUCUCACACCCAGCGGGAGUGCGACGUGGGGUACCGGUAGCAACUUUUCGCCUGCUCAGUCUUCUUUGAUGAAGACCAUACGGAGGACGAGAUUGAACAAGACCGGGAAGAAGAGUAGGAAGAGCUCGAGCAGUGCGAGUAAUAGUGGUUACAGCUCGAUAGCUUCACCUCGAGCGACUUCUCCACCGCCGAUGAGGAGUAUUGAGGGUAGUGGGUAUAACGGUGGAUACUUUCCUUGGCAGGCGAAUGCUGCGAGAAGUAGAAGGGAGAGUUUGGCGCUGGGCACUGAUGGGUUGCAGUUGAGUAGUGGAAACGACAGUGGAGAUGAGGCUUCACUUACGGCGCCGAGUACGCCAGGUGUUAUCCGGCGCGCGGUGACAAGACGAGGAAAUCUGCUACCGAAGACGAAAGGAUUCGCUAGGAUCAGAGCUGCAUUGUUGGAAGAAGCUGCACCAGUGGAUACAGAAAUCAGACGGGAGAGCGAGACAAUCAAGCAAGUUCGCGAACGUGAUAAUAGCAUCCCCGACCUUGAUCUCGCACAUGACGUACGACCAGGCACAGGCACAGCCGCCUCGAGUCCCACCAUGCUACCAGCCGUACCCGAAAGCGCGCAAGAAGACUUCGGCCAAGACCUAGACAGCGAUCUACCCACUGCAGGCAGAGGCCUCGGCAUGAACUUCGCCACGCACGCCUCGCGCAAUGGAGGUGGUCUGAACUACUGGAACCGCUUUGACCCUUCAAUGCGCACCCCGCCUCCUCCAGCCUUCCGCCAUCAAAGCAGCAGUGCAAUGUCAGACAUCAACAUGGACUCUCCCGCGCCCGCUGUUUCAAACAAUCCGAACGAUAUCUUCUGGCGCCGUCCACGAGCUAGGAGCUCGGCGAGCGAUGCCUCGGAUGCCUUCCCCUUGCCCAGCAGUAGUGCGCUAAACGGCACUACCACCAACCAUACGAUGAACGACGAUGUUGUGCUGAGGAAAUUCAAACGCAGAAGGGAAGACGAUUCGGAUAUUGCAACUAUUAAACGACGGGCUGUUUCGCCGGGCUUGAGUGCGCAGAACAGUCCUGUGCUUACGCAUUCGCCUUCGCAGAGGGCUAGUGGGGAUCUCUGGGGUCAGCCGCCGGAGAGGAAGGCAGGUGGGCAGGGCUCUUCGGAGUCGAGCUCGCAGCAGUCUCAGCAGCAGCAGCAGCAGCAGAUCUCGAAUGUGAGGUCGAAUAAUGGUGGGGCUGCGGCCGGUGUGGCCGGUGCGAAUGUGCUGCCGGCGCAGGGGAGGAAGUUGGGGAUGCAGGGGAUGGUUGAUACGAACGAUGGGUUGAUGAAGAUGAGUAUUGAGUAG